AAAACCAGCUAUUUGAUUCUACGGAUACCGACAAACCUCAUACUAAAGUAUCAUCGGUUAAACGGACAAUAAUAUCGAUUAAUUGUUACAAUAAGAUAUAAUAAUAGAUAAAUCUAUCAUUUUUAUUUCGAAAAUAAUAGCAUUUUAUUGUUUAAAAGAAAAGCUAACAUCAAAAUAACCUAAAACUUAACAACCCGAAACGUCAGUUGAAAUCAAGAUGGCGGCCAAAGCUGAGCCAAUAGGACCGCGGAACGGGCACGAGUUAGCGCCAUUGAAUACGCGCGCGGACGGCAGCGAGCGACCUCACGGGGUGACUAUAGUGCUGCAGGGCUCCAGAGGUUCCCUGCAACGCGAGGCGCCUGGCGAGGACCGCGCUGCUUGGUCUGGGAAGCUGCAGUUCUUCCUUUCAAUCAUCGGAUAUUCAGUUGGUUUGGGAAAUAUCUGGCGAUUCCCGUAUUUAUGUCAACAAAAUGGCGGAGGUGCAUUCCUGAUCCCAUUUCUGAUUAUGCUGGUGCUGGAGGGCAUACCGCUCUUCCUGAUAGAGAUGGCUAUCGGGCAGAAGAUGCGCCUUGGAUCCCUCGGCGUGUGGAACACGAUUCACCCCUGGCUGGGCGGCAUUGGUAUUUCCAGCUGUAUUGUCACCCUCUUCGUCGCUCUGUACUACAAUGUCAUCAUCACCUGGGUCUUCUUUUAUCUUUUUAAUAGUAUUCGGCUAUCAGCUGACCAGCUGCCCUGGGCUCAUUGUCCUCAAGACAACAGUACAGCGGAGCUGGAAUGUAGCAAGGCGUCGGCUACAGUGUACUAUUGGUACCGAGAGGCACUUGACGCGUCGCCCAGCAUCGAAGACCCUGGUGUACCUCGUUGGUGGAUCGUGCUAUAUCUCCUGUUAGCCUGGAUCAUCGUCUUCUUUAUUGUGAUGAAGGGAAUACAGAGCAGUGGGAAAGUGGUGUACUUCACGUCUCUGUUCCCUUACGCUGUAUUGACAAUAUUCUUUAUCCGCGGCAUCACUCUGCCGGGCUCUGCUGAUGGAAUAAUACAUAUGUAUAAACCUAAGUUGGGCAAACUCCUCGAUCCAACAGUAUGGUUGGACGCAGCAACUCAAGUGUUUUACUCAUUUGGACUCGCGUUUGGUUCCCUCAUCGCUUUCGGUUCAUAUAAUCCGCCGAACAACAACUGUGUGCGAGACGUACUUCUCGUCUCCGUGUGUAACGCUCUCACAGCAAUCUACGCAUCUGUGGUUAUCUUCAGUAUUCUUGGCUUCAAAGCUUUUACUAUGGUAGAGAAGUGUAUGACAAAGGAAAUCAAAGUCUUAGCAAUGCACCAUAUCGGCGGGUUUACAUUGAACUCGACUUUUGAUUACUACAAGGAGGAGUUCCCAACUUUAAACAACACCGUGGUAACUGCAUUCAACCUAACUGGAUGCACUAUGAGUAGACAAUUGGAAGAGGCAGCGGAAGGCACCGGGUUAGCUUUCAUCGUGUUCACACAGGCUAUCCUCAAACUGACACCAGCUCCGUUCUGGUCGAUCAUCUUCUUCCUCAUGCUGCUGUCGUUGGGUCUGGGCAGCCAGAUCGGCAUCAUGGAGGGCAUGCUGUGCACCAUCUUUGAUAUUGACUUCUUCAAACGAAUGAGCAAACCGGUCAUAACUGGCGUCGUGUGUACUUUCUGUUUCCUCGUGGGGCUGAUCUUCACGACGGGUGCGGGCGAGUACUGGCUCAAGAUGUUUGACUCGUUCGCUGGAACUAUCGGCCUCGUGGUCGUAGCGUUGCUCGAGAUGAUUUCUGUCGUCUAUAUCUAUGGACAUGAGAAAUUCACAAACGACAUCUACGAGAUGACGGGUUACCGUCCUGGCUGGUACUGGCAGGUGACAUGGCGCUAUGUGGGACCAUUCAUUGUCACCUGCAUCUUGCUGUCUUCUCUGGUCUUCAUGCUCAUAAUACCGCCAACAUACGGUGCAUGGAAUGCUGCAGAGGGUCGCGUAGAGAAAACACCAUAUCCCAAUUGGGUGUUAGGCAUCGCAGCCGCCAUGAUCCUGGCUGGAGUACUGCCCAUUCCAGUGGUGCUGAUACUACGACGCUUCCAGUGCCUCGCGCUCGAUGUGGACAUCCACCAGGGCUCAAUCCGUAGGAUUGAGACCACUGUGUCCACUAAGGAGAUGAUGAGCGAUCAGGACUCUUCCGAUUCAGAGCCUGACGAAGUGAACACGGCUGAUCGCUUCGACUCGAGCAGUAGUGACGAAGAGAUUCUAAACACUAAACCAACGAGCACCGGAAUCCGACUCGCCAUGAAACCUAUCGGUCACAAACCGACAACAUUCAAAAUGGACGUCGUCGAUUGACCGUUAUUUAAAUUUUGAGGUUAUAUUCGUAGAUUACUGGUGAUACGUUCGCGUAUUGUUUACAGUAAGCCUUUAAUAUAAGAUAGUAGUUGUAAUUAUUAACAAUUAGAUGAUUACAUUUCGAAGCAAAUUAUAAUUUUUAUAAGUAGUACUUUCUUCUCUGGUCUAUACCUUACAGUAUUAUUUAUGUAGAUUAUAAAUAACACACUCCAAGUACUUAAUAUUAUAAUAAUACGAUCUACAAGUUGAUUAAUGAUACAUAUUUCACUCAUCAACAAAGGGAUUUGUCUUAAAAUCCUAUGACAAUAGUAAAUAAUUAGUUACUAAACAUACUAUACUUUCGUAUUUUAAAUUUCCAUUCGUUCAGUCAAAAAUCAGAUAAUAAUCCAUUGUUUCCAUUUCUUACAAUUAGAAGCCUUGUUUAGUAAAUUGAUAUAUUAAAAAUAUUUAUAAAAGAAAUCGUAAUAACACGAUAAAAUAAUCAUAAAUUUAUUUUGGUCAUGAAAAUUAAAAAAUAUAUUUCUUUAUGUAGUAUGUAUACGCAACGUUAAAAUAUCAAGCCUUUUAGUGAAAAUACAUAAA
Papilio xuthus (Asian swallowtail) is the source of this 2920-nucleotide messenger RNA. RefSeq names its product sodium- and chloride-dependent transporter XTRP3. Gene Ontology annotation, biological process: nitrogen compound transport; sodium ion transmembrane transport; amino acid import across plasma membrane. The transcript has 11 exons. Gene Ontology annotation, cellular component: plasma membrane. Gene Ontology annotation, molecular function: amino acid:sodium symporter activity; glycine transmembrane transporter activity. Lineage: Eukaryota; Metazoa; Arthropoda; Insecta; Lepidoptera; Papilionidae. The record is from RefSeq and is a predicted model, not a curated record. The coding region runs from base 218 to 2338 and encodes 706 amino acids.